CCUUCCCCCUUCACUCUGCCCUGAACCACAAGAGAAGAGAGCUAGACCAGUCUAACAGGUACGGAUAAGGACAGAGGCCCAGAGAGGGGGCCUGAUUAGUCCAAGGUCAUACGGCAAAGUCCUGGACAGAGCUGGGCCAACUGAGUCUGAGGCCUAGAAGACCAGCACCCUUCGAAGGCCCAUACCCACCUUCCUUUCUCCCUCCACACCCCAGAAGAACCUCUGGGAGGCCCAGCAAGCAUCUCAGCUCCUCAGUGUCCACUGAGUGGGCCACCUGGACUGAGUGGGAGUAGAGCAGCCUGGGAGGAAAGCUGGGACUCCAGGUGCACUGUGGCUCCGGGGUAGGUCUCGGCUGGCUCCGCCUCCCGCUCCGGAGCAGGUGUCCCCAACCUCCCGAGGUCCUUCCAGCCCCUCCCCCUUACUCAGGCUCUUCCUUUUAUCCCGGGCCCCGGGGGGUCACGGCCCCCGAAGGUGGAAGGUUAAGGGGACGUGCAGGGAGGAGGGGGAUGGGCUCAGAACAGGUAGUUGAGACUGGUCCUUCCUAGGUGGCUGCCCCUAAGCCCUCCAGCCAUCCAGGUUUCCUCCCCUGCUGGAGGGGCCUUCGGAAGCCAGCCGGGCAGGGGCGGGGCCAGCCCUCCCCCCCCCCCGGGGGGGGUCUCCCCGCCCCUUCGGACUCAGCCAAGCGGAGGUGAAACCUGAACCCAGGUUGGGGGCGGGGCCGGCUCCUGCUGGGACCGGGGCGGCCUGUGCCUUCACCGCCCCUUUCCUCGCACCCCAGACGGCUUCUGAAAGAGUAAGGUCGGGAUCCUCAAGUCGCUGGAGCAGGGUUCGUGAUGGAGCCCCCAGCCAGGGGUCGCGCCCCACCCUGAGCACUGCCCCCACCCCCCGCCGCCGCCCCAGGCGGCCAUGCUGCCCCGAGGGCGGCCCCGGGCUCUGGGGGCCGCUGCACUGCUGCUGUUGCUGCUGUUACUUCUGAUCGGUUUCUUCCUAUUCGGCGGGGACCUGGACUGUGAGCUCAGCGCGAGUUGGGGGUGGGGGGUGGGGCGCAGCCCGGGAUCCUUAUUCUGCUCGCUAAUGCCACGUGUACCUUCAGACGGGCGGCUGCGGCCGCUGGGGGCUGUCGCCCUCGACAGAGACCCGCCGGCGGACCACGGUGGCCACAACCGCUCCGAUUGCGUCCCGCCGCGGCCGCUGCCGCCCAAGUGCGAGCUCUUGCAAGUGGCCAUCGUGUGUGCAGGUCAUAACUCUAGCAGAGACGUCAUCACCCUGGUGAAGUCCAUGCUCUUCUACAGGAAAAAUCCACUGCACCUCCACCUGGUGACUGAUGCCGUGGCCAGGAACAUUCUGGAGACGCUCUUUCACACAUGGAUGGUGCCCGCUGUCCGGGUCAGCUUCUACGACGCUGAUGAGCUCAAGCCCCAGGUCUCCUGGAUCCCUAACAAGCACUAUUCUGGCCUCUAUGGGCUAAUGAAGCUAGUGCUGCCCGGUGCCCUGCCCCCUGACCUGGCCCGUGUCAUUGUUCUGGAUACAGAUGUCACCUUUGCCUCCAACAUCGCAGAGCUCUGGGCACUCUUUGCUCACUUUUCUGAUAAGCAAGUGAUUGGUCUCGUGGAGAACCAGAGCAACUGGUACCUUGGCAACCUCUGGAGGAACCACAGGCCCUGGCCUGCCUUGGGCCGGGGGUUUAACACAGGCGUGAUUCUUCUGCGGCUGGACCGGCUUCGGCAGGCUGGCUGGGAGCAGAUGUGGAAGCUGACCGCCACGCAGGAGCUCCUUACCCUACCCGCCACCUCACUGGCAGACCAGGACAUCUUCAAUGCUGUAAUCAAGGAGCACCCAUGGCUGGUGCAGCCCCUGCCCUGCGUCUGGAACGUGCAGCUGUCAGACCACACGCUGGCUGAGCGCUGCUAUUCGGAGGCGUCUGACCUCAAGGUGAUCCACUGGAACUCACCAAAAAAGCUUCGCGUGAAGAACAAGCACGUGGAAUCCUUCCGCAACCUCCACCUGACCUUCCUGGAGUACGACGGGAACCUGUUGCGGAGAGAGCUCUUUGGGUGCCCCUGUCCGCCCCCUCCUGGGGCGGAGCAGCUGCAGCGGGCCCUGGCGCAGCUGGACGAGGAGGACGCCUGCUUUGAGUUCCGACAGCAGCAGCUGACCGUGCACCGCGUGCACAUCACCUUCCUGCCCCACAAGCCGCCGCCCCCCCAGCCCUACGAUGUCACCCUGGUGGCCCAGCUCUCCAUGGACCGGCUGCAGAUGCUGGAAGCCCUGUGCAGGCACUGGCCGGGCCCCAUGAGCCUGGCCUUGUACCUGACAGACGCAGAGGCCCAGCAGUUCCUGCGUUUCGUGGAGACUUCGGCGGUGCUCUCCGCCCGGCAGGAUGUAGCCUACCACGUGGUGUACCGCGAGGGUCCCCUCUACCCCAUCAACCAGCUUCGCAACGUGGCCCUGGCGCAGGCCCUCACGCCUUACGUCUUCCUCAGUGACAUUGACUUCCUGCCCGCCUACUCCCUCUACCACUACCUCAGGGCCUCCAUCGAGCAGCUGGAGCUGGGCACCGGUGGGCGGAAGGUGGCCCUGGUGGUGCCAGCAUUCGAGACCCUGCACUACCGCUUCAGCUUCCCCAGUUCCAAGGCCGAACUGCUGGCCUUGCUGGACGCCGGCUCUCUCUAUACCUUCAGGUACCAUGAGUGGCCCCGGGGUCAUGCGCCCACAGACUAUGCCCGCUGGCGGGAGGCCCAGGCCCCGUACCGCGUGCAAUGGGCAGCUGACUACGAGCCCUAUGUGGUGGUGCCACGAGACUGUCCCCGCUAUGAUCCCCGAUUUGUGGGCUUUGGCUGGAACAAGGUGGCCCACAUCGUGGAGUUGGAUGCACAGGAAUACGAGCUCCUGGUGCUGCCCGAGGCCUUCAUCAUCCACCUGCCACACGCCCCAAGCCUUGACAUCUCCCGCUUCCGCUCCAGCCCCACCUAUCGUGACUGCCUCCAGGCCCUCAAGGAUGAAUUUCACCAGGACUUGUCCCGUCACUACGGGGCUGCUGCCCUCAAAUACCUCACUGCCCUGCAGCAGCCCCGAGGCCCCACCUGACUGCACCCCUGCCUGUCUCCAGGACUCUCACGCACUCCUUGCAGACACUGGAGCAGCCUUGCUGCCGCCCCUCCGUCUCUGCUAUUUAAGUUAUUUAAGUCCCUGGGAAGGAUUGUGAUGGGGCGCCCGUGGGGUGGGGCCCGGGGCUUCCCUUUGCUGCUAUUCUGUGCUUGGGGUCUCGUGUUCCUCUGCCCCAGCUGGUUUGGGGCUGGUUCCUACUUCCUCAACUGUAACAUCCCUUUUUUAUAAAUAAAGUUUUAACAGCACUGUU
Phacochoerus africanus (Common warthog) is the source of this 3358-nucleotide messenger RNA. It is a transcript of the gene LARGE2, whose product is annotated as LARGE xylosyl- and glucuronyltransferase 2. Gene Ontology annotation, biological process: protein O-linked glycosylation via mannose. NCBI's taxonomy places the organism in Eukaryota, Metazoa, Chordata, Mammalia, Artiodactyla, Suidae. The record is from RefSeq and is a predicted model, not a curated record. The transcript is spliced from 15 exons. The coding region runs from base 907 to 3087 and encodes 726 amino acids. Gene Ontology annotation, molecular function: xylosyltransferase activity; glucuronosyltransferase activity.